CCGCUAUCCGGUGUAUCGGUCCAAAGGGUUUGUUUUUGUGGCCAGUGGCAAAAGUAAAAUCAGUUUCAGCUGCAAAAUGAUAGAACAACAAAAGCAACGGAUAGAGAUGGAAAUCACCAAGCAGUUGGAUGAUCUGGAUCGAACGGUGCUAAGGAAAAUGCAAGCGGAUAUGCAUGACUGUGCGGCCAAUUGCUGCAAGGACAUGAAUUCGUCUAUGGACACGGUACAGCAGUGCGUCGAACGAUGCUCGGUCCCAGCCCAGCGAGCGCAGCAGCACGUAGAAUCGGAGAUCAAUUCGUUCAACAGCCGGCUGCAACGGUGUGUUAUGGAUUGUAACGAUACGAUUAAGGAUAAGAUGGGACCAAGUCCGUCGGAAGGUGAUAUCGCCAAGUAUACGGCCGAAUUCGAACGAUGCGCCAUAAAGUGUGUGGAUAAACAUGUGGGAAUUUUGCCAAAUAUGUUCGAGAGCAUGCGAAAAGUGCUACAACGCCGAUCGUCGUAAGUCGUUGUUUGCCGAGGGUCCGUGUGAUCGCGUGAACCGAUCCCCUUGAGUAUAGCUUGAAAUUGAAAUCUGCCAGAAACCAUGGUAACACCAGCAGGCUGCAAUAAAUGAAAAAUGUUUCUCCUUGUAUUCUGUUGAAUAGUAAAUCAUAAGCAGAACAACAUUUAAAUACAUAAAUACGAUUAUACAUACUAGAA
This is a messenger RNA of Anopheles bellator, 699 nucleotides long. RefSeq names its product protein FAM136A. NCBI's taxonomy places the organism in Eukaryota, Metazoa, Arthropoda, Insecta, Diptera, Culicidae. The transcript has 3 exons. The coding region runs from base 77 to 502 and encodes 141 amino acids. The record is from RefSeq and is a predicted model, not a curated record. Gene Ontology annotation, cellular component: cytoplasm.